CCCACAGUACGCGUUGAGGCUGGCCAAACGCGUCCCAGUUGCUGCCAGUGCCACUGUGACAGGCCACGCCGGCCACCUCCUCCAGUCCUCCAUCCGCUUUACAGCUUUCCUUCCCGCGGAAGCAAAUCGUGUCCGUCCGUUGUCCACCCCACGGCCCCACUGAUCCCCUCCCAUGUGAUGCGCUGCCGCCGCCGCCGAUCCCCCGCUGCUCUUUCCCUCGCUUUCCCCUCCCCUCCUCCCCUCACGCCACUCGCCGCCGCCCAUGCCGCCGCCGCUGCCGCAUUCCCCGCCCCCACCGGCUGCCGCGGAUGCGCUCGGCCAGAUCUUGCAGGCUCUGCUCCCGGCGCUGCUCUUGGCUGCGGAGUCCGUGAAGGCGCUCCACGCCCGGUGGCGCGCGGUCCACGGCACGCUGCUCGCGCUCCAGACCUCUCUCGCCGCAGCACCGGACUCGGCCGUCUCCCACCCUCUCUUCGCCGACCUGGUGGCCUCGCUCCUCCCGGCGCUCCGCUCCCUGCAAGCGCUGUCCGCGCGCUGCCAGGACCCGUCACUCCCUGGCGGCCGCCUCCGCCUCCAGAGCGACCUCGACAUCGCUGCCUCCUCGCUCUCUCUGCUCCUCCACGACCUCUCGCUGCUCCUUCGCUCGGGGAUCCUCUACGUCGAUCCGUCGGCUUCGUCCCCCAACGCCAUUGUGCUGCAGGUGCCCGCGCCAGCCGCGUCCCGGGCGGACAAGUCUCUCUUCAUCCGGGACGCCUUCGCGAGGCUCCAGAUCGGGGGGCUCGAUCUCAAGCUCAAGGCGCUCGCCUCGCUACUGGACUUGCUUGCCAACGACAUCGCCGCGGAGUCCGCGCACAUCGUUGCCACCGACGGGGAUGUCGCCGCGCUGCUCCGCCUGCUCGACGCGUCGUCCCACUCCGCGCUACGGGACCGUGCGGCGGCUACCGUGGCCCACCUCGCCACGGCCUGCGUGGCUUCGCGGAAGGUUGUGUUCGACGAGGGCGGCCUUGGCCCGCUCCUUCGCGUGCUCGACUCCGGCUCAGCGCCAGCCACGCGGGAACGCGCCGUGGCGGCCAUUGAAGCCAUCACCGCGGACGUCGGCAGCGCGUGGGCUGUUGCGGCAUACGGAGGGGUACCCAUCUUGAUUAAUGCGUGCCGACCUGGCUCCGGGUCCCCUGUGGUACAGGCUCUCGCUGUAGCGGCGCUCAAGAAUGUGGCUUCCAUCGAGGAUGUGCGCUCAGCACUGGUUGAAGAGGGUGGACUGCCAAUUCUUGUUGAUCUGCUUGCAAGCGGCACUAUUGACGCACAGAAGGGUUCUGCUCUCUGCAUAUGGUCUCUAGCAUCCUUGGGAGACCAUGAGAUACAAUACCAGAUUGUCCAAGCAGGUGCAUUGCUGCCACUACUGCAGGCGCUGCACACUGCUUCUGGCCUAGAUCUCCAUGACACUGUCUUACGCGCUAUCCACGCACUCGCAGUGGUCCCUGCUGCUGCUAGAACUCUCUGCUCAUCGCCGCUCUUCUUCGCGCAACUUACAGACCUCAUGUGCCGUGGUGGUAGCAUCUUGCUGCAGCAGAUGGCCGCUGAUAUGGUUGCUGAACUUGCACCUGGCGUGAGCGACGACACCAAGCGGUGCAUGGCACCGUGCAUUUGCAUGCUGGUUAAGAUGAUGGAGACAGCUAAGCCAGCUACUGUACAGGAGUCAGCUGGCCGUGCCUUGCUUGCUUUGAUGACCUUGAAGUUUAACCGGAAGGAAUUGGUCAGGGAUGAGAAGAGUGUGACUAGGUUAUUGCACAUGCUUGAUCCGAGGAAUGAAGAGAUUGAUAAAAAGUAUCCAGUCUCAGUUGUUCUAGCUCUAGCCUUGGGUGGUGGGAAUGGGACACGGAGGCGGCUUGCGGAUUCUGGCAUUUGCCAGCAUUUACAGAAGUUGGCUGAGGCUGAGGUGCCUGGUGCAAAGAAGGCUUUGCAGAGGAUUUCUGGCAAUCGACUCAAGAGCUUACUCUCUAGAGGAUGGAACAACUAGUCAGUCUGCCAUGUUGGGUUGAAGAAAGCCCAAUGUGGAGUGCUUAUAAUUAUAGAAGAACCCUCAAGUAUUUAAAUUAGGAGUCGUCAUCAUACAAGACCACCGAGCAAGAGAGCGAGGAGUUCUCUGUUUCUCUGCGGCCUAAAGGUGGGCAGUAGCUGGUAUUUGUAGUAUAUUGACAAAAUAGAAGAGCAUUGGAUGCAGCAUUUUAGGAAGUAUCCUUGAGCUUCUAUUUUCUUUUUGACUAUUUUCCUUCUCUUUUCUUUGCCUCUCCCUUCUCCCGUGUAACUGACUUGUGAAGUUGCUGCGUGUUUGUGUGUUGAUUUGAAAUGAAGGAAAUGUUUCUCGUACGAGAUUCUCACA
Oryza sativa Japonica Group (Japanese rice) is the source of this 2377-nucleotide messenger RNA. RefSeq names its product vacuolar protein 8. Gene Ontology annotation, molecular function: protein binding. The record is from RefSeq and is a predicted model, not a curated record. NCBI's taxonomy places the organism in Eukaryota, Viridiplantae, Streptophyta, Magnoliopsida, Poales, Poaceae.